Pygocentrus nattereri (red-bellied piranha) is the source of this 4718-nucleotide messenger RNA. It is a transcript of the gene tbc1d2b, whose product is annotated as TBC1 domain family, member 2B. The coding region runs from base 46 to 2880 and encodes 944 amino acids. The record is from RefSeq and is a predicted model, not a curated record. The transcript has 13 exons. NCBI's taxonomy places the organism in Eukaryota, Metazoa, Chordata, Actinopteri, Characiformes, Serrasalmidae.
UGGAAACGGUAAUGUGUAUCCGCUAAGGCAAAAGUUUCGAGAAAGAUGCAAGGCGAGGAUGACAACUCUGCCCAUCCGCCAAGGAAUUCUCGCAUUUUUGCGACCAAGUCUGUGGAUAUACUUGACUGUGAGAGCACGAAGGAACAGGCUCCGAAAUUAUGCGGCUACCUGAACAAGCUGGUUGGUAAGGGGCCCCUCAAGGGAUUCAAAACUCGCUGGUUCGUAUACGACCCGAGGAAAUGUUACUUGUACUAUUUCAAGACCCCUCAGGACGCCCUUCCCCUUGGGUACAUUGAAAUAGCCGAUGCAUGCUUCACCUACGAUGUGGAGGCAGAAGAGGGCCAGUUCGAGAUCCGCACGGCGGGGAAGGAGUUUCUGCUCAAGGCGCCCAACAAGCAGGUGAUGCAGUACUGGCUGCAGCAGCUCCAGCAGAAGCGAUGGGAGUUCAGUAACACGAGAGGAUGCGGAAACAGAGACAGCUGGUGCUCGCCCUCCACUCUGUAUCCUCACACAGGCCUGGUGGCCAAAGAUGCAGAUGCAGUGUUGCUUGACCAACCCAAUGAAAGCAUGGAGAGCGUCCGGAGUGAUUUUACAGUGGAGGCCGAUGCUAAUGGCUUGGUUGGACUCCAGACUGCAAGGAACUCGGCAACCCUUAACUUUUCCCUUAAACAGUGGAGCACUGAGCUGAGGAACAGCAUGUCUCACUUGCGGCCCAGUCGAGUUGGAGAGAACAGACGCAGUAUUUUUUACACAGCCAGCAACGAGGAGUGGGAGAUGAUUGAUCCUCCUACCAAAGACACACCAGAACAUAAGCCCCCGACCGAGAGCCCACGCAGAGAGAACCCAUCGCACUUCCAAAGACACUCCCUUGGUUCAGCAUUUACAUUUGAUUUCCGGAACCCAUCCCGCAUUAGACGGCCAUUCCACAUGGGCUCGGGUAAGUCAAGCCGCAGUGCAGAGACGUCGCCAGUGGAGUUUAAUGGCAGUAAAGCCUUGGAGCUGCAGCUGCGUUUGCAGAACCAGCAGGAGGAGCUGCGCCGCAUGCAGGAGGAGCAGACCCACCUCCAGGAGGAGCUCAGCAGUCAGAAGGAGCUGGUCAGACUUCUCCAGCAGACACUUCGGAGCUCUCAAUGUGAGCGUUGGCCUUCAGGCAGCUCUGUGCCGGGUGAGGUGGAUGCAGCUGCAGUCCUGGCAGAGCGGGACGGGCAGAUCCAGGCCCUGUGUGGUCACAUGGAGAGGCUGGCCCUCGAGAAGGAGAGCCUGCAGCAGGAACUGAAGGGCCUGAAGGUUAAAGUGGGGGAGAUUAAUGAUCAGUUAGGCAUGCUAAUGGAGACCAUCCAGGCCAAAGAUGAGGUCAUUAUGAAGCUGUCUCAGGAGAGCCAGGAGGGUAAUGCUGAGCUGCCAGAGUGCAGCUCCCCCACAGCCAGAGAACGACAAGAGCUGGACAAUCUGAGGGAUAGCCUCCAUGGCUACAAAUCACAAAAUAAUUUCCUGAACAAAGAAAUCCUUGAAUUGACAGUCCUGCGGAGGAAUGCUGAAGCUAGAGAGAAGGCCCUGGAAGUGAAGUACACUGCUCUGGAGGCCAAGCUGUGCCAGGUGGAGAGUAAAUACCUGGUACUGCUACAGGAAGUGAAGACUCCAGUAUGUUCCUCGUCUGAGCAAGGUCCAGCCCAUGAAGUUAUAUCCAGACUGCUGGAAGAUGCCCUGGAGGUGGAGAGCUCUGACCAACAGGAGCACACUGUUUUCAAACCCCAUGCUGUCAGUGAGUACGAUGUAUAUGGCUUCAAAACAGUCCCAGAGGAGGAUGAUGAGGAGGAGAAACUGGUAGCCAAGGUGCGAGCUCUGGAUCUCAAGUCCCUCUCGCUAACUGACCAAGAGGUGUCUGUUGGGGUAAAGUGGGAAAACUACCUCUCAGGCACCAUGAACAGGGAGUUGAUUCGCUCUCCAGAGCUGAAGUCGUUAAUGCGCAGUGGUGUGCCACAUGUGCAUCGCUCUAAAGUCUGGAGCUGGUGCGUUAACUUCCAUGUGAAGAAGAUACGAGAGAGCCAGCCGGCAGACUAUUAUGAAAACCUGCUGUGCAUGGCGAGGGACAAGCCCAACCCGGCCUCUAAGCAGAUAGAGCUAGAUCUGCUGCGCACACUGCCCAAUAACAAGCACUACGCCUCCCCCUCAGCUGAAGGUAUCCAAAAACUCAGGAAUGUGCUGCUGGCGUUCUCCUGGAGGAACCCAGACAUUGGCUACUGCCAAGGCCUCAACAGGUUAGCAGCAAUAGCCCUUCUCUAUCUGGAGCAGGAAGAGGCUUUCUGGUGUCUCAUCGCCAUUGUGGAAGUUUUCAUGCCACGAGACUAUUAUACCAAGACACUGCUUGGCUCACAGGUGGACCAGCGUGUGUUUAAGGACUUAAUGAAUGAGAAGCUACCAAGACUUCAUGCUCAUUUUGAGCAGUAUAAAGUGGACUUCUCCCUAAUCACCUUCAACUGGUUUCUGGUGGUGUUUGUGGACAAUGUGGUCAGUGACAUCCUCUUCAAGAUAUGGGAUUCAUUUCUUUAUGAAGGACCGAAGAUAAUAUUUCGUUUUGCUCUUGCGCUCUUCAAGUGCAAAGAAGAGGAGUUUUUGAAGUUGCAGGAUGCCAUGGCUAUUUUUAAGUAUCUUCGAUAUUUUACACGCACAAUCCUGGAUGCAAGAAAGCUGAUGAACAUGGCCUUUGUGGACAUGAACCCCUUCCCCCUGAGGCAGAUCCAGAAUCGCCGCACCUUUCACUUGGAGAAGGUUCGCCUGGAACUCACAGAGUUGGAGGCCAUUCGCCAGACAUUCCUACGAGAGAGAGAGACCACCCAAGAUGGACGCACACUUAUUAGUGAUGAUGAUGAAGACAACUAAAUGAGCACCCAUCAGUAACUGGACCCAAUACAGCUAAUCAGCCAAUCAAACAGUGCUUUGUUUAAAGUAUGUGUUUUGGAGAGAUGGUUUAAAUCUCUGCUUCUUAGCACAGUGGCUUGCAAGGACCAAAGAGCAUGAUGCAGCCAUUUUAGCUGACCAGCAUUCUUUUUCCUUAUCAAUGUACUUUCUCUUGAGCAAUCAGUGAAAAAUGAUAUAUCGUCUUUCUUAUAGUUUUCUCUACAAGUCAGUGUUAACAUCCACAUCAGUGUAUUGGUUUAUAUUGUGAAUGACUUGUGUGUGCUAGGUGGUGUUGAUUGACCAAGAGUUAAACUUCAGGUACCUUCAUGGGAUGCUGGGCUUGCAGUUCUGGUACACCAGCAUUGUGCAUUGUUCAACACUUCACCUACCAACAAUACAUGGUUCACUGCAAACUCUUGUGUAUAUGUCUUAAAACAUGUUUACUUUCAGUUGUGUUUACCUUUUAUAUGUAAUGUUUCAGGUAUAACUGUUGCAUUAUUUUCUAUGAAUCAUGGUGUACUUGUGAAAUAUACAAUAUUUCAGGUUUUGCUCAUACAAAUAUCAUAUUCUUUGUACUCCUGUCCCUGUUUUUAUGUCGUGUGAGGCACUUAAAUCACUUUAAAUUAGGGUUGUGCUUUUUAGGGUGAAUUUCAGUUUAGGGAAGUAUGAGAUGCUAUACGGUAAAACGAGCAGUAGCCAAUUCUGUCCUACAUGCACAUGAAGUAUCAGCAGAAGCUCAGUGAAAAUUCCUGUCUUCUGUCAUGAGAUGACAGUUAGCUGCUGGAAAAUAGUUCUUGGACAAUGCGAAUCAUGCAGUCAGUCAGACCAGGCUGCUUAUUUUCUGCUUGAGUGGCAUUCUUUUGUUGGCAGUCAGCUGCAAUUGGUCUAGCUUGGGUCCUCAGUUGUCAGUAUAUCCAGUGCUGUCAGUGACAUGCGUGUUAUCAGUGUUACAGUAUGGCAUGGCUGUAUUUCAAGAUAAUUUUGGUUAAUAGUCAUGGUCCUGAGUUUAGCUGUAGUGCUAUGAAUGUGUCUUCACAGUUCAUAGCACUAAAGAAAUUAUUUUUUUCCUGUGUGUAAGAUCAAAUGUAUGUUAACAUGAACUAUCCUGUGUUUUAGUACAUCACUCACUGAAAAAUAGGUUGUAUUUUUGGUUCUGCCUUAUUCAACAGGGAGCAGUAUUGUAUGAUUUUUUUUUUUUUAAUCUAACUUUGUGCAGCUUUGAUCAGAUUUCCAUGUAAUAUUCAUUCUACCUGCUCUCCGUUUUUACUCUUAGUGCUUCAGUAAACCUAAAAGUGGAAUUGGAUUUUAAAGGUCCAUUUAAUGAGGGACAUUGAAUGUUUAGCAGUUUAUUUUGCUCUAUUCAUUUAGACAUUUGGAUAUUGGCCUAACAGGCCUAACAGAUGGCCUAAAAGACUUUCGUAUAGUAGGAUAAAAUUCCCUGUCUACUUUUAUCUGUAGAGAUGUUUACAGCAGGUUGGCUUCAAUGUGGAUUUGUUUUCUCUUUAAUUACUUUUCAUCAGUUUUUCUCUUUUAGGUUGGAAGCUUCCAUAAAUGCUUGUGGCCUCCUUUACACAUGCCUUCAGUUGAUGAAUGAUACAAAACUGUGAAUUUUCUCUUUGAGAGCUGGUCUCUUGAAUAUGGAGAAUGUCUUAAUUUUGUUCAAAUCUAAUCUGUGUACUAGUGAUAAGUGUUGUGAUACAAUCUUUGUAGCUGCAUUCCCUUCAAUGGAAUUUUUGCUUUUCAGUGAGGACUUUCCUUUAAUUUGAAAAUAUAUUAUUUUUAUAUAUUGUUUCUGUCCAAUGAAAACCAUGUAUCUCCAU